This is a messenger RNA of Acanthisitta chloris (rifleman), 333 nucleotides long. It is a transcript of the gene ANAPC16, whose product is annotated as anaphase promoting complex subunit 16. NCBI's taxonomy places the organism in Eukaryota, Metazoa, Chordata, Aves, Passeriformes, Acanthisittidae. The coding region runs from base 1 to 333 and encodes 110 amino acids. Gene Ontology annotation, cellular component: kinetochore; cytosol; anaphase-promoting complex. The record is from RefSeq and is a predicted model, not a curated record. The transcript has 3 exons. Gene Ontology annotation, biological process: protein ubiquitination.
AUGGCAGCCUCCUCCUCCUCCUCCUCGGCCGGGGGAGUCAGCGGCAGCUCCGUGACUGGUUCAGGGUUCAGCGUGUCCGCCCUGCCACCGCCGCGCAAGGCUCUCUUCACCUACCCCAAGGGCGCUGGAGAGAUGCUGGAAGAUGGCUCUGAAAGGUUCCUCUGUGAGUCUGUGUUCAGCUACCAGGUGGCAUCGACGCUGAAGCAGGUGAAACACGAUCAACAAGUGGCGAGGAUGGAAAAACUAGCUGGUCUGGUGGAGGAGCUGGAGGCAGAUGAGUGGAGGGACAAGCCAAUAGAGCAGCUCCUGGGAUUCACUCCCUCCUCGGGCUGA